AAAUAGGUAGAACACAUGAUUUUCAAUGCCAAAUAUUAAUUUGAGUACAAUGUUAAAAAUUAUCACAUACUAGCAAGAUAUAUUAUUCUAAUUCAUCUCCAGCACAGCACCGUUAAAACAGCGUCUGAUGGAUAAUGUUUAUCUGGUUCAGCAGCAAGUAUUACAUUACUCAAGACUUCAGAACAAACCCCAUUUUGGUCAAGACAAGACAAAAAAUUUUUGUCCUUUAAGCACAUCUAAUGUGUCAGUUUUCAUGCGGUAGAUUAAAUCAAGCGCAGUCAAACGUGGUUCUGAUGUUGAGCAACUCCAGAACAGUCAAGAUAGUUCACCCCCGUGAGACCAAUUUAGAAAGAUCAGUUCGUUAAAAGGCCUACAGCUAUGUAAAAAUAUGUCUAUAUCUCACAUGGCGAUUUCAGCAAAUCAUUAAACCCAUAUAUUCCGUGCUGUUUGGCUAUAUUAAAUACACAAUUUUAAAAGAAGCCAAGAGUUUAAUUUAAGAAUUAAAUCGUAGAGGUUUAGGCAAAAACGGAAGUUGUGAGAGGCGACCGCUCUCGCUUCGCUUGUAGACGGCUGUACAGCUGUUUUCACGUUGCUAAAAUUCUGCGCAAGAUGUUAUCCACGAUUUACAUGCAAGGCAGUGAUGCAAACAAGCCCGCUGGAAAAUAAAGGGAUUGUUGUGCGGCUGCCUUUUGGAUAAAAAAGACCCCUGUCUAUCUUCGCCCACUAUGCGGAGGCUUAACCACACCGACGCCGUCCGCAUAGGUCGUAUAUAAGGGAUAUUUUAUGGAAGGUGGGACGAGUGAGAGGUUGUGAGGCUGGGGAAUCGGGACAUCAGCUGAGCUGGAGAGAGGAGCCUUAGCAAGCUAGCUAUCGUGACAGUAACGGGUAUAACGGAGACGUGACUUUUCCGUACAACAGCCCCGCUGGUUCACUUCGGUCAUCAUGGCUACGAACGGUAACAAUUUAACGCCUGGUAUGGGGGAGAUCAUCCAGUUAAACGUCGGUGGGACAAGGUUCAGCACCUCCAGACAGACUCUGAUGUGGAUCCCAGACUCUUUCUUUUCAAGUUUGCUGAGUGGAAGGAUAUCCACUCUUCGGGAUGAAACUGGAGCUAUAUUUAUUGACAGAGACCCUACAGCUUUUGCACCAAUUUUGAAUUUUCUCCGAACCAAAGAAUUGGACCUGCGGGGUGUCAAUAUCAGCGUCCUGCGACAUGAAGCAGAGUUUUAUGGGAUAACUCCUUUAGUACGGCGCCUGUUGCUGUGUGAGGAACUGGACCGCUCAUCAUGUGGUAGCGUUCUCUUCCAUGGUUACCUGCCACCCCCAGCCAUCCCCGCCCGUAAAUCAAGCCCCGCCUUAGCAGCCUCUGGGUCCUCCUCUGAAGAGCGGCCAGGUCCAAGUGGAGCAGAGGGCUUCACCCGUGUUGGUCCCCCUCCUCACCCCUCCCUCCAUGGCCCACCUGGAACAGAUGACAACCACAAACUGGGUCCUGUGGUUGACCCUAGGAAAGUGUUGAUUAUAGCAGGACACCACAACUGGAUUGUUGCAGCUUAUGCACACUUUGUCAUCUGCUACAGGAUAAAGGAAUCUUCUGGAUGGCAGCAGGUGUUCUCCUCCCCCUACCUUGACUGGACCAUUGAACGCAUCGCGCUCAAUGCGAAGGUGGUCGGUGGGCCGCAUGGAGACAAGGACAAGAUGGUGGCCGCUGCCUCUGAGAGCAGUAUCAUCCUCUGGAGCAUCCAAGAUGGAGGCAGUGGUAAUGAAAUAGGGGUAUUCAGCCUCGGCGUACCUGUUGAUGAUCUCUUCUUCAUUGGCAACCAGCUGGUGGCUACGAGCCAUACAGGGAAGGUUGGGGUGUGGAAUGCUGUCACACAACACUGGCAGGUUCAAGAUGUGGUUCCCAUCACCAGCUGUGACACAGCAGGAUCCUUCCUACUACUGGGCUGCAACAAUGGCUCUAUCUACUACAUAGACAUGCAAAAGUUUCCACUGAGGAUGAAGGAUAAUGAUCUUCUGGUGACUGAGCUUUAUCACGACCCUUCAAAUGAUGCCAUCACUGCACUUUCUGUCUACCUCACACCUAAAACCAGUGUGAGUGGGAACUGGAUAGAGAUAGCCUACGGGACCAGCAGCGGUGCAGUGAGAGUGAUCGUGCAGCACCCGGAGACGGUGGGAUCGGGCCCCCAGCUCUUUCAGACCUUCACUGUGCACAGGAGCCCCGUGACAAAGAUUAUGUUGUCUGAGAAACAUCUGGUAUCAGUGUGUGCAGACAAUAACCAUGUUCGGACGUGGACGGUGACCCGAUUCAGGGGGAUGAUCUCCACCCAGCCAGGCUCCACCCCUCUGGCCUCCUUCAAAAUAUUGUCCCUAGAGGAGACGGAGAGCCACGGCAGCUACUGCUCUGGGAAUGAUAUCGGUCCAUUUGGAGAGAGAGACGAUCAGCAGGUUUUCAUCCAGAAGGUCAUCCCUAUCACCAACAAACUGUUUGUGAGGCUCUCAUCAACUGGAAAAAGGAUUUGUGAGGUGCAGUCAGUGGACGGGACCACCAUCUCUUGCUUCAUGGUGCGGGAGUGCGAAGGUUCCAGUCGGAUGGGGUCACGACCGCGGCGCUAUCUGUUCACUGGUCAUGGCAACGGCAGCAUCCAGAUGUGGGACCUGACAACUGCGAUGGACACCGCUAACAAAGGAGAGGAGAGGAAGAAAGAGGAUGUAGGUGGGCCUACAGAGGAGGAGCUGCUGCAGCUGUUGGACCAGUGUGACCUGAGCACCUCCCGCUGUGCUACACCAAAUAUAAGCCCCGCCCCCUCAGUGCUGCACCACACACGCCUGCGAGAGUCCUGCUCGAGCCUGCAGUUACAGGCCCAGGAGCCCAUUCCUGAGAGCCAGGCCACUUAUGGAGCUGUGCGACCUUACAGAGAGAGCCCCCUGCUGGCCCGUGCUCGACGGACUGAGUCCUUCCACAGCUACCGAGACUUCCAGAACUUCAGCCUGAGUCGAGGUGUUCUAGACAGCACAGGUCAGAUAACCGCUCAGGGCCACAGCCAUGUCCCCGACGCCCGCCGUUCACUCUGUGACUUUGGGCCCGAGGACAGUGAGAGGAGAGCCUCAGCUAUGGAGCUCUGGUCCUGCCGAACCACCAGCGCAAGCUCCAACAGUAAUGUCGGAGCUCUGACCGCUGCUGGUGUCUCUGGGGCGAAGGCAGAAGGUGGCCAAGAAACUCCACGGCAACCUCCAGACAGCCCAAUUCCUGGGGGUGACGUCAGACGAAAGGUGCACCCACCGCCCGAGGAGGGAGAGGGUGUGGGAUCCGGUGGAGACGGGGCAAAAGCAGAAGGAGGUGUGAGGAAAAGAGGAGUAUUAGAAGGAGGCUUUUUAGGGAGGAAGAGGGCUCCCCCAGUUCCUCACCUUUCUUCCCUCCCCUCUGGAUCUGACGGGGGCGGCAGUGACUCGUCUGCAAAUGCCUCCCCUUCCCCGACCAAACUGGCCUCCUCCACCUCACCGCGACACAGGAAGCUGGUCCCCGAGCCAUCCAAUCAGGACAGCAGCCUGUGAGAGUGCAAUGUACCCACCACAUUCCGGUCAGCGGAAUCAUUUCGUAAAGGUGUCCUGACGGUGGAUGUAGGACUGACUGUGUCAAAGAUGAAGUCUGAAGUGAAGUAUGUUUCUCUCAGUUUUCUCCCAAGGCUGAAAAACAUUUAUUUAAUCUAUACACCUUUUAUUUAAGUCAGUGGAACUCAAACAAUGUCGUCAUAUUUUUAACUACAAAACCUGACACAAGGAAGCAGUUACAUCCCAGCACUGGCAGCGUGACAUCUCAACCAGAGCAGGAUAGCAUUUUCUUUUCUAUCUCUUGUAAAAUGGACCGGAGCUCCUAAAAUCUCUGUUUGCUUUUGGUGUUUGCUUUAAUCUUAACAAUUUGGUAAUGAGGUCAGGCUGAUAUCAAUUUGCCAGCUCAUUGCUGAAGAACCGAUGAAAUAGUUUUUUCCUCCUGUGUUGUUGUUCACUUGACAGCUUAACAAAGAAACAGUACAGUAACUAUGGGACUGAGCAAAAAUAUGUUUGCUCUGGUAUUGUCAGGGAUGUGUCGCUGCCUGUUUGGUUUGAAGCACAAACAAGUGUUAGACCACAGAUCCAUUAACUCAUCAAGGUUCUUCAAAUUUCAAUUCAAAAGACAGCACAGCACAGUAGUAUUAACAGAAUGGGGGUUUUCAGUACUAUCUGAGGAGUGUGUUAUUUAGCUUGUGAGACCCUUAGCUACGAAAUGGAAUUAACACAGGCACACCUGUUCUUUUAUCAGAUUUUUAAGGUGUUUUUAAUGACUUGUACUCACUGGUAAGAAUCACUAUGCUCAGAACCCGACUCAAACCUCAAGCUAACACAGAACAUCCAGAUUUAAACACAUCUUACAUAUAACAUUUAUUGAGAUCCUCAACUAAUGGUUACUUUCAUUAUUGAGUAAUCGGUCAGAUAAUUUUAAACAAAAUUACAUUUAAAAAUAUUCAAUUUAUAAUGAUAUAAAACAGAAAAAAGCAGCAAAUCCUCACAUUUUAGAAGAAACCAGCAGGUGUUGCUGAAGUUUCCAUUGAUCAUCAAAUGAUUUGACCAGUAUUUUUAGCACUAGUUCCAUAGAUUUGUCGAAAGGAUCAGACACCUCUCAAAGACAGAACUCAUGAUGAUAUCAGACGUCCCUGACAACAUGUACAGUUUGUUUCGCAGUGGAUUUUUACUUACCCUCAACAUGUUACCCUGGCCAGAAUCUUGGCAGCUACUUGAAUCCCAAAAUGUCCCUUGCUGCGGCCAAAAACACAAAAGUUAUUGAAUUUAAAGCAAUGACACUACAAGUCAACAGACAACAAGCAGUUAAGUCAUUUUGCAGCUCCAGAGUGCAGUAAAACCUCUUUAGGUUUGUCGUUCGACAGCUCAGUGACAACUAUGCAACAGUAGAUUAUGACGCACAACAGCUAAAACUAACACUCUGUGUUUCCACUGGAAGUCUUCAGGAUUUGCCACAUAGUGAGACGAGGAUGAUGGCCUGAAAAAACAAUGAAUCCUCAUGUGAAUGGGUACCUGCUUUUCCCUGCAGUUGGCUAUUUCAAAGUUUAUUUCACUAUUUACAGGCCAAUCACAUCCAUAACUUAUUUUUAUACAAAGAGUAGCAUAAAAACAAAAACAAACAAAAAAAACAAGACACACGUUGUGACAUUUACUGUAUUCCAGUGCAACAAUUUGAGGGAAUUUCAUAAAACAUUUGUACAUGUGAAUUUAAAAACAAAUUAGAGGCACACAGCUGGAACCUUACAAUUUGAGGGACAUGUUUUUUUUGUUUUAGGAGAAUUAUCCAUGAAAAAUAUCACACUCACACUAACUGACAGCUGAUCAUCUUAAGCUACAAUUUGUAUUGGAACAAAAUCUGUUUUUAAUGCUUUAUGGUUUACAUACAACCUUUUCCUUAAUAUUUAAACAGAUAGAAACCAUUUGACUCGUUUUAUCAGACAGUUAGCUCACAGUUCAGAAGUAAGAAAAACUAGAUGUGUUUAAAUUCAAGCUGUUUCACGGUGGUGCCUGUGCAAGAUCACACUAAUUAUUAUUAUUUAUAUUUUAUUUUUUUACCGUAUCACUAUAUAACUACACUCAGUUCAACACAAGGACCUACACUACAUCACUUUAUGCCCUUUGAGACAGGUUUUUGAUGUGUCUUGUCUUGUUUUGGAUGACUGUUGCAGUGCCUUAUUUAAACUUGUUUGACAGUUGUCAGCCUGUUUGUGUGUUUUAACUGAAAAGGAUUCUGACCAAAGGCUUGUGAAGAUGGAGCUCGCUCACAUAUCGGACCUGUCCGCUCUGGCUCUGGCUAGAAUUGUCUGUUGAUAGAUUUACACCGGGCCAAAUUAGAUUUUAUGACUGUGUCUAAAAGAUCAUUGAUGUGUGGUUAUUUGAAUUGAUAGGCAUUAGACAUCUAUUGUAAAUAAUCCUGAAGAAGACUAUUAACUGGAGACUCCAUGUCUUCUCCCAACACCUGGGGAACUUUUAUCUCUUAAAGGUAAAACAUGAGUGUGCGCUCCAUAGGAAUCAAAAGCAGUGCACCUUGGUUAUAUAGAAGUAGGGUUAAAAAGACUGGAUAGCUUAUAGUAAAAUGGCAGCAUCCUUUAUCAGUAAAAUCAGGUUGUGAGCUAAACCUUCUUCUUUACUGUUCAAACCUGUAGGUUAAAUAAGUUUAAGAAACCAGACCAGCUCAUGAUCUACGGUACCUUGUUAUAUUUGUGAGGACAAUAUCCUGUAAAAAAUCGGUGCAAAUAUUGCAAAAAAGAAAUAGAACAAGAAAGACUUUCCUGAAAUGUUAAUUAUAAUUUGCUGGAUCCAGCAGCUAUGUAACCUCACAUAUUGCUUAUUAUUUCAAGUAUAAAAAUAUAAACUGACAUGUGGCCCCUGCCUGUACAAAGAUGUAAAUUUUGAUACACAACUGUUUGAUAUAUAAGUGUAUGGAAAGUUGACAUACAUAUUCAAAACAAAAUCCUAAUAUGGAUGCAUUGAUGUGUGUGAUGGUGUGUUGAUACUUACACUGUUGUUCAUUACAUAUUAUUGAUAAUCAUUUAAUGCCUAUAUUGAUAUUACCAUGCUAUUGGACCUAACUGCGUUUGCACUUGCACUAUUAAGACUAAUAUUAAAAGUAACUAGCUAGUGUUUAUUUUAUAUAAAAUAUAAAAUUUUAAGUGUUUUUCAGCACAUAACUGUCUGACUGAAGAUCUGUUUGUCCUUGUCUGUCAUCCCUCAGUUCCUCUCUGGCUUUGUUUACAUUACAUUGCAGCCAGACACUAGUGAGCUAAAAGAACUACAUAUCUGUUUGUUUUAAACUGCCCUGUCCAUCGUUGUUUUACAUUGUGUUUGUUAGAAAUGCUGCAUUAUGUUGUAAUAAUAUUUACAAUUGCCUACAAUACUGAUCAAAUAUAAUGUUUAAUUUUAUAAUGUUCAAAUCUGUAUAACAACACAGCUGAAAAGAAAUCAGGAGGAUCAGUUUGCAGACUGGAAAUGUUUACCUUUUUUUUUUUUUUUUAAAUACAUUUGGUAUGCAUGUUUUAACACAUUGUGUAGAAAAAGAAAACAUUGUUCUGGGAUCAUUAACUUCCCUCUAGUUUUCCAGGCCAAUGUUAUCAACAGCAGAUUGAGAGUAACUGAAAACAAAAUAAAAUAAAAACAAUAUAUAUAUA
Messenger RNA from Lates calcarifer (barramundi perch), 7202 nucleotides. RefSeq names its product potassium channel tetramerization domain containing 3 (gene kctd3). Gene Ontology annotation, biological process: protein homooligomerization. Gene Ontology annotation, molecular function: protein binding. The record is from RefSeq and is a predicted model, not a curated record. Bases 943 to 3552 code for a protein of 869 amino acids. The transcript has 19 exons. NCBI's taxonomy places the organism in Eukaryota, Metazoa, Chordata, Actinopteri, Centropomidae.